This is a messenger RNA of Rhodotorula toruloides NP11, 1620 nucleotides long. RefSeq names its product MFS transporter. The transcript is spliced from 12 exons. Gene Ontology annotation, molecular function: transmembrane transporter activity. Gene Ontology annotation, biological process: transmembrane transport. The coding region runs from base 1 to 1620 and encodes 539 amino acids. The record is from RefSeq and is a predicted model, not a curated record. NCBI's taxonomy places the organism in Eukaryota, Fungi, Basidiomycota, Microbotryomycetes, Sporidiobolales, Sporidiobolaceae. Gene Ontology annotation, cellular component: membrane.
AUGUCGUCUCCGUCACUGCACUCGUCUGACAAGGAGAAGGGCACCGAGAUCCAGAAUGAAUACGUCGGAAAGGCGCUCGACGCGCCGUACCUCUCGCCGGUCGAGGAGAAGAAGUUGAUGCGCAAGAUUGACUACAAGGCGAGUUUGCGCGACCCCUGGACGUUCCCCGGUGGUCUCGAGGACCUCUGGGCGCCUCCCAGACCUCCGGGCGGCUGUCUCGCUCUCCCUUGGCAGGCAGGACGCAUGCUGACGUUCCCGUUCGCUGCAGCACGUCUUGAUGGACUGGAGAAAGACCUGCACUUGAAGGGAAACCACCAGAUUGCCCUCGUCGUCUUCUUCGUCGGCUAUGUCUCGACCGAGAUUCCUGGCAACAUCCUGUUGAAGAAGAUGCGGCCGUCCAGGUUUAUCCCGGCUAUCAUGAUCUCCUGGGGAAUCGUCAUGACUCUGAUGGGCACCUGCUCCAACUUUGCCGGCCUCGUCGCCGCCCGUUUCUUCCUCGGUCUAACUGAAUCCGUCCUCUUCCCCGGCAUCUGCUUCUACCUUGUCUCGUGGUACAAGCGCAACGAAUCGAACCUCCGUAUCGCCAUCUUCUUCAGUUCUGCGACACUCAGUGGCGCUUUCGGCGGACUGCUUGCGUACGGCUUGUCGAAGAUGGCAGGCGUCGGUGGAAAGGGUGGCUGGGCAUGGAUUUUCAUCAUCGAAGGUCUCCUCACCUUCAUCGUCGGCUGCAUCUCGCCCUGGAUGAUCGAGGACUUCCCCGAGGAGGCCAAGUUCCUCACCCCGGCUGAGCGCGAGCACGUCGUCCGCCGCCUCAAGGAGGACACUGGAGCGGCCGGCACCUUCAAGAUGAAGUAUGUUAUGGACGCGUUCAAGGACUGGAAGACCUACAUCUUUGCGCUCAUCUACAUCGGCGUUGCCGAGCCUCUCUACGCCCUCUCGCUCUUCUCCCCGACCAUCAUCAGCGAGCUCGGCACCUUCUCCCGCGCCCAGAGUCAGCUCCUCUCGACCCCGCCCUACGCUCUCGCCUUCUUCAUCACCCUCGCGACCGCCAUCUACUCGGACCGCAUCCAGCGUCGCGGUAUCUUCAACAUCUUCUGGAUGACGGUCGUCAUCAUUGGUUACGGCAUCCUCCUCGGCAUCAAGACCCAGAAGCACCCCGGAGUCGCCUACUUUGCCGUCUUCCUCUGCGUCUGCGGUGUCGCCCCCUGCAUCGCCAACACGAUUGUCUGGACCGGCAACAACUUCUCCGGCGUCCUCAAGCGCGGUACCUCGAUGGGAGUGAUGUUCGCCGUCGGCAACUCUGGCGGCAUCGUCAGUUCGCUCGUCUACCGCACGCAGGACAAGCCGCGCUACAUCCUCGGACACGCCGUCGGACUCGGUUUCGCCGGCAUGUGCGUCCUCCUCAGCAUCUUCAUGAUGGUCUACUUCCAGCGCGAGAACGCACGCCGCGAUGCCAAGUACGGCAAGGUCCCCGACUUUGUUUUGGGCGCAAACGGCGAGGAGUUGACCGCCGUCGCCGACGACCCCGAAAUCCGUCGCCGCUUCGGCCUCGACAACAUGACGGAUGAGCAGAUUGAGGGCUUGGGUGAUAAGAAUCCGCUCUUUCGUUUCUGGCAAUGA